AUGGUGAGGAAUCAGACCCCGAGAUAUCGCCUGCGCAUUCUCAAAGCUGAUAUCUCCAAACCUGACGUGCCCACUCAUCCGCCAUCACCCGUCAAGGUCGCCCAGAAGAAGUCCGAUACUUGGGAAGACGAUGACGCAUUCGGGAUAAGAACGAUCAAAGAAGGAAGUGGUUCCCCGCGUGCUUCUACUUCCUGGAAUUUCGACGAAGGGCCGAAAGAUUCACCGGCCGCGCAAUCACAGCAAUCGCUUCCGGCGGUGAAUGGCACGGGCGGGAUGUCAAAGGUGGCCAGCCUUCUGUCGCUAGCUGAUUACCAGGCGGAAGAGGAUUCGUUUGCUAAGUAUGAUAGAGAGCACGCCAAUGAUGACUUUGCAACUUCACCGACGCAAAACUCCAGCGCUUGUAGCGAGAAUUCGGCGGGCAGCGAUGAGAGGGAUGAGCCGCGACCGCCGGCUAGAGAGUCUGACGACGAUGACAUUGAACGCUUGUUGGCAGCCGGGAAAGAAGCUCGGAUCACCCCGACAAGUCAGGUUGAGGAUGGCUCCAGCCCAAUGCCGGACGGUGCAGGGGAUCAAGCAGCUACUCCGGAAGCCGAUAGGGAACCCAUUGAAAUCCCAUCAGACGCUGAAGGUGAACCCGACCCGGAAGUGGCCUUGAAAUUUCAACGAUUGUUCGAGCGCAAGGCCCAGGGAUAUAACAUCAACGAUCAACUUCUCAAUAGUCGCACCUUCACCAACCCGAGCGGCUACGUCAUCAUCAAAGAAAAGUCUGGCAUCAACGAGCUGGGCACCAAUUUCCCAAAGCACAUCUACGAUCCGACCAUCUUCCCCGAGGACUGCUUCUACGAUAAGCUGAGCGAGGCGCAGAAUCGAAUGAUGACGCAAGAAGUGGCUGGGCCGUCAAGCGAGAAGAAGAAAGAAGAGCAA
Molecule: messenger RNA, 924 nt
Organism: Mesorhabditis spiculigera
Lineage: Eukaryota; Metazoa; Nematoda; Chromadorea; Rhabditida; Rhabditidae
Source: the annotation of a GenBank genome assembly